Messenger RNA from Odocoileus virginianus texanus, 2122 nucleotides. Its product is annotated as solute carrier family 22 member 20. The record is from RefSeq and is a predicted model, not a curated record. Gene Ontology annotation, cellular component: membrane. Gene Ontology annotation, biological process: transmembrane transport. Gene Ontology annotation, molecular function: transmembrane transporter activity. Lineage: Eukaryota; Metazoa; Chordata; Mammalia; Artiodactyla; Cervidae.
AUGGCCUUCACAGACCUGCUGGAUGCCCUGGGUGGCGUGGGGCGCUUCCAGCUGGUCUCCACGGCCCUGCUGCUGCUGCCCUGCAGCCUGCUGGCCUGUCACAACUUCCUGCAGAACUUCACGGCCGCCGUGCCCCCCCACCACUGCCAAAGCCCUGCCAACCGCACUGCGGCCGCCGUCUACGGCUCGGAGGCCUGGCUGAGGGCCACCGUACCCCUGGACCCGCUCGGGGUCCCCGAGCCAUGCCGGCGCUUCACACAGCCUCAGUGGGCCCUCCUGAGCCCCAACGCCUCUGUCCACGGGGCAGCCACGGAGGGCUGCAAGGACGGCUGGGUCUACAACCGCAGUGUCUUCCCGUCCACCAUCGUGACGGAGUGGGACCUGGUGUGCGAGGCCCGCACCCUCCGUGACCUGGCUCAGUCCAUCUACAUGGCCGGGGUGCUGGCAGGCGCCGCUGUGUUUGGCAGCCUUGCAGACAGGCUGGGCCGCAAGGCCCCCCUGGUCUGGUCAUACCUGCAGCUGGCAGUUUCGGGGGCGGCCACGGCGUACUUUGGCUCCUUCGGCGCCUACUGCUUCUGCCGGUUCCUGAUGGGCAUGACUUUCUCCGGCAUCAUCCUAAACUCGCUCUCUCUGGUCGUGGAGUGGAUGCCCACCCGGGGCCGGACCAUGGCGGGGAUCUUGCUGGGGUACUCGUUCACCUCGGGUCAGCUCAUCCUGGCGGGCGUGGCGUACCUGAUCCGCCCUUGGCGGUGGCUGCAGUUUGCCGUCUCUAUCCCCUUCCUCGUCUUUUUCUUCUACUCUUGGUGGCUGCCAGAGUCAUCUCGAUGGCUCCUCCUUCAUGGCAAGUCCCAGGUAGCUCUGAAGAACCUGCGGAAGGUGGCUGCGAUGAACGGGAGAAAGGAGGAAGGGGAAAGGCUGACCAAGGAGGUGGUGAGCUCCUACAUCCAGAGUGAGUUUGCAACUGGUCGCCCCUCCAGCUCAGUCUUGGACCUCUUCCGAACCCCAGCCAUCCGUAAAGUCACGUGCUGUCUCAUGGUGGUCUGGUUCUCCAACUCCCUGGCUUACUACGGCCUGGCCAUGGACCUGCAGAAGUUUGGGCUCAGCAUGUACCUGGUACAGGUGCUAUUCGGCAUCAUAGACAUCCCAGCCAUGCUGGUGGCCACCACCACCAUGAUUUACGUGGGCCGCCGGGCCACAGUGGCCUCCUUCCUCAUCCUGGCCGGGCUCAUGGUGAUCUCGAACAUGUUUGUGCCAGAAGAUAUGCAGAGCCUGCGCACGGCCCAGGCGGCACUGGGCAAAGGCUGCCUGGCCAGCUCCUUCAUCUGCGUGUACCUGUUCACGGGAGAGCUGUACCCUACGGAGAUCAGGCAGAUGGGGAUGGGCUUCGCCUCGGUCAACGCCCGGCUCGGGGGCCUGGCGGCGCCGCUACUCACCAUGCUCGGGGAGUUCAGCGCCGUCCUGCCGCCCGUGGGUUUCGGGGCCCCCUCGAUCCUGGCCGGGCUGGCCGUCUGCUUCCUGGCUGAGACCCGCGACGUGCCCCUGGUGGAGACCAUCGAGGCGAUGGAGAGGAGAGUCAAGGAACGCCUGUCCAGGAAGGAUGCAGAAGAGAAGGGUGAAGAAGUUUCUCUUCAGCAGCUGGGAGCCUCGCCCCUCAAGGAAACCAUCUAAGCUGCCAGCAGCCUGGCACUUGCUGGCAGCGCCCCAGCCAGUGUCCAGUUUCCUCCCGUUUCUCCAGGCGCUGAUGGGGGCAAGACUGGCUGAGGACGAGGGCCACUCUGCAGACCCAUGAGAGAGAGCUACCCUGACUGCAAGGCUGAGGCUGCCGGAGAAAACCGGUCAGCAGCAGCCCGGUGGCUUUGUGAAUGUGGAGAAAAGAGAAACGGUGCCCAGGGAUCAAAGAAGGCACGGUCUUCCUUUCCAGUCCCUGAAUCUGCCCCUUAAAAACCUCUCUGUUCAUCCUUGUCCCACAUGGAAAUGCCAUGUCUUUGUAGGGUUAAGGUGAUAUUUCUGCCCCCCCACCCCCACCCCGGUUGUCCCUGGAGCAGCCCCUGCCUGCUGGGUUCCAGAAACUUCAGGACUCAUUUGGCAUUAACUCUUUCCUGCCUCAUAUGAUUAAAGCGCU